AUCACUGCAUGUGCAAACUGUAGGGUUUUGGCCUUUUAAGACGGGCUGUCAAGGGUUUAAGAGAGCUGCGAAUUCCAUUGUGGAAUCCUGAAACCCUAACGUCAUUGAGGAUUUCACUGGAACAAUGGGAUUCUGGGGUAUCGAAGUGAAACCUGGGAAACCUUAUCCUUAUCACGCGGACAAUGUGCAGGGGAAGCUUCAUGUAACUCAGGCAACCUUAGGCCUUGGCUCAUCAAUUGAGAAAAGCAUUCUCCAAUGUUCUACUGGACAUAAAAAUCCAGUCUUUUUAUGCUCAUUGCUGCCAAAUAAUACUGAGUCGUGCCCUUUGAAUCUUGAGUUUGAUGAAGAUGAUUUAGUGGCCUUCUCAGUCAUUGGUCCACGAAGUAUCCAUCUCUCUGGUUUCUUUGAAGCUGCUGAUGGGGAUGAACUUAGGGAUGACUAUGAGUAUGAUUCUUUUGGAGAGGGUAUUGCCGAUACAGAGACAGAGGAGUCUUCUGAAUACAACACUGAAGAUGAAUAUGCGGAUGGCUUCAUUGAUGAUAGUGAUAUUGAGUCUUAUCCACCUUCACCUGUCCCAAACAGUGGAGUGGUAAUUGAGGAAAUAGUAGACGAUGAUAAGCCCGAAAGUGGAGAUAAUGCUUCCAAGAAGUCAAAGAAAAAGGUUCAAAUGCCUAACUCCAAGGAUGGCAAAAAUUCCCAGCAGCAAAUUGUUGUUAGGGGUGAUAAGGGUGUCCAUGUUUUGGAAAGUGAAGAUGAAGAUGGUUUUCCAAUUUCUACUUCUCUGAUGGAAGAAGCAAAAGGAGAAAAGACACAUAAGAAAACUGAGAAGGCCAAGAAAAAGAAAGUGAAAGAUGAUGACUAUGCUGCAACACUGAAACGAAAAGUUGAAGGUGCUGACAAAGAUGAGCAUCUUGAAGGGAAAAAGACAAAGAAAAAGAAGUUGAAAGAACAAGGUAAAGGGGACAGUGCUAAAGUAUCUGGUGAUAGCAUUGAGACUCAUGAUGCUAGUUCAGAUGGUAAGCAUCCUGCUGAGGUGAAAAUAACACCCAGCCCGGAUCAUGAUUCUCCUGCUGAGGAUCAGCGUAAAGGAAAUGCAUACAAUGAAAACAUUCUUGAUGGGAAGAAAAAGAAGAAGAAGAAGAAGACUAAGGAUGAAGGGGGAACUAAUGCAAAUCAAACUUCCACAGCUACGGGAAAUCAGAAUAUAUCCCCCUCUGAGAGAGGAGAGGAGGAAAUAGAAGCCAAGCCAUCUCAAAUAAGAACCUUCCCAAAUGGGUUAGUUGUCGAGGAACUAUCCAUGGGUAAACCAGAUGGCAAAAAAGCUACUGCUGGAAAACAGAUCAGUGUUAGAUACAUUGGCAAGCUACAGAAAAAUGGGAAAAUAUUUGACUCAAAUAUUGGAAGAGCACCCUUUAAAUUUCGCCUUGGUAUAGGGCAAGUCAUAAAGGGUUGGGACGUUGGGGUCAAUGGUAUGAGAAUUGGGGACAAAAGAAGAAUCACAAUUCCACCAUCCAUGGGUUAUGGAGAUAAACGUGCUGGAAGCAUACCUCCAAAUUCUUGGCUUGUAUUUGAUGUUGAGUUGAUCGAUGUUCGCUGAUUUCACUGCAGAUUCUCCCAUUAGGGCAGGAAACAAGCGCCCUAUAUUUAUACAUUUGCCACCAUCAUAGGCUCAAGUGUCAAAUAUUUUGUGAGUACAAGUUUUGAAUGAGUUUGAAUUGAAGUAGGACUCUCCAUAAGUCCCAAAAGAUCAAAAAUUAGACCUAUACAGUUUUGUCAAUGGAGUUGCAUUUUACUUUGGAUAACGUAAUUCAAUAGUCAUCAUGAGAUUCAAUGUUGCAUAGCAAAAUGAGUUCUGAACACGAUGAAAUCUGAGGAAAUUUUUUGGUCA
Neltuma alba is the source of this 1888-nucleotide messenger RNA. RefSeq names its product peptidyl-prolyl cis-trans isomerase FKBP53. Gene Ontology annotation, molecular function: peptidyl-prolyl cis-trans isomerase activity. Bases 125 to 1597 code for a protein of 490 amino acids. The transcript has 11 exons. The record is from RefSeq and is a predicted model, not a curated record. Lineage: Eukaryota; Viridiplantae; Streptophyta; Magnoliopsida; Fabales; Fabaceae.